This is a messenger RNA of Hibiscus syriacus, 575 nucleotides long. RefSeq names its product SKP1-like protein 14. Gene Ontology annotation, biological process: SCF-dependent proteasomal ubiquitin-dependent protein catabolic process. The coding region runs from base 27 to 575 and encodes 182 amino acids. Gene Ontology annotation, molecular function: cullin family protein binding. The transcript has a single exon. The record is from RefSeq and is a predicted model, not a curated record. Gene Ontology annotation, cellular component: cytoplasm; nucleus. Lineage: Eukaryota; Viridiplantae; Streptophyta; Magnoliopsida; Malvales; Malvaceae.
UUGGCAAUCUCCAACCUUAAUCCAAAAUGGCAACGGACAGUCCCCAGCUGAAGAAAAUCAUCCUCCUAACCGCCGACGAGCAGGAAUUCGAACUGGAAGAAGCUGUAGCGAUGGAAUUCGGCAUCGUCAAGACGUUCUUCGAAGACAAUCUGGACACCUGUGAUGAGCCCAUGCCACUCCCGAACGUCGAAUCCAAGUACCUCUCGAAGAUCAUCGAAUACAGCAAGUGGCAUUUGGUUCGUAAAGCUCAAAAACCCCGGAAACCGCGGAAGACCAUAAACUUGGGGUCCGAAGACGAAGAAGACGAGGAAGCCAAGGCGUUCGAUCAAGAGUUUUUCAAUACGCUAGACAACGAGGGAGUGUGGCAGAUGAUGUUGGCUGCCAAUUAUCUGGACGCGAAAGAACUGCUGGAAAUGCUGACGCAAGCGGUGGCGGAUAAGAUCCAGAACAAGAGCGUGGAGUAUGUACGGAGGUUUUUCGGGGUGGAGAACGAUUAUACGCCGGAGGAAGAGGCUGAGCUUCGUAAAAAGUAUGAAUGGGCCUUCGAAGAUGUGGAUCCUGACGAUGAUAUCUGA